Molecule: messenger RNA, 1773 nt
Organism: Truncatella angustata
Lineage: Eukaryota; Fungi; Ascomycota; Sordariomycetes; Amphisphaeriales; Sporocadaceae
Product: acyl-CoA dehydrogenase/oxidase
Exons: 1
Coding region: 187-1548 (453 amino acids)
Biological process (GO): fatty acid beta-oxidation using acyl-CoA dehydrogenase; butyrate catabolic process
Molecular function (GO): flavin adenine dinucleotide binding
Source: RefSeq, a predicted model, not a curated record
CCUUACGCUGCAUACGUCGGUGAGUGGGCCCUUCUCCGCAUUAGAGGACCAGGAGCGACUAUAUACGAGAGACUAGUCUAGGACAACGUCCGCCAUGUCCCACUUGAUACACAAACCAAAUCAAAGCGAGAUAGUCCCCAGAGAUUUAGGAAAACCGUGAAUAAAAUAAGCGCUCCUCCAAAAAAAAUGAAUUUCGAUCUCCCCACAGACUUACAAGCGUACAUCUCCAAGCUCGACGUCUUCAUCAACCAGACGAUUCUGCCACUGCAGCACAGUGAUGACAACGACCGAUUCUUCGACCACCGGCGCGAGCCGUCGCGGACGCAGUGGGACAACGGCGGGCUGCCUACGCUAGAGUGGGAAGACCUGCUGAGACGAGCGCGGGAGCUUGCGGACGAGGCGGGCUUCUACCGUUUCCCGCUGCCCAGGCGGUACGGCGGGCAGGGCAACCCGUCGACGCACCUCUGGAUGUGCGCGCUGCGGUACCACAUGGCGUCGCACGGGACCUACGGCGGGGGGCUGGGCCUGGCCAACGACCUGCAGAGCGAGCACAGCGUCGUGGGCAACUUCCCGGACGUGCUCAUGCUGCACCACUGGGGCAGCGAGGAGCAGCGGGCCCGGCUCAUACCUGCGCGGCUGGCGGGGGAAUUCCUGAUGACGUUCGGGCUGUCCGAGGCGCACCACGGUAGCGACGCGACGCACAUGGACACGCGGGCGGUCGCGUGCUCGCUGGCCGGCGGCACGCCGGGCUACAGCAUCUCCGGGAACAAGAGGUGGCAGACGGGCGCGCACAGGGCGACGCACUUCCUGGUGUUCGCGCGGACGUCCGGGGCGGGCGGCUCGCGGCGCGGCAUCACGGCCUUCAUGGUGCCGCGCGGGACGCCGGGCCUGACCAUCCAGUCGUACGAGUACACGCUCAACAUGCCGACGGACCACGCGUCGAUCGCGCUCGACGACGUGCGGGUCCCGGCGUCGGCGGUGCUGGGCCCGCCCGACGACGGCCUCGCCAUCGCGCAGACCUUCACGCACGAGAACCGGAUCCGGCAGGCGGCGAGCUCGUGCGGCGCCGCGCAGUUCUGCAUCGAGCGGUCGGUGGGCUACGCGCGCGCGCGCGUCGUGUUUGGGCGGCCGCUGGCUUCCAACCAGGCUAUUCAGUGGCCGUUGGUCGAGUUGGCGACACAGGCCGAGAUGUUGCGGCUGCUCAUCCUGCGGACGGCCAACGAGAUGGACGAGAUACAGCGGCGGUACGAAGGAGACGAGUCUACUACGCCGCCGUGGGUGGCGAUCGAGGAGCUUCUAGGGCACAAGAUCAGCAUGUGCAAUUAUUAUGCGAAUCGCCUGGCUACGCAGGCAGCGGACAACGCAAUCCAGGUGCAUGGUGGCAACGGAUACAGUCGCCAUGAACCCUUUGAACAUAUCUGGCGCCAUUUUCGAAGGUAUCGCAUUACUGAGGGUAGUGAAGAGGUGCAGAUGCGUAAAGUUGCGGGUCAUUUGUUCGGCUAUAAGAAACCCAUUAAAGGCGACCCGAAAAAAAGCUGUAAAUUGUGAAGAGAAAAAAAGAGGAUCAAAUGUCGACAUGCCGCGUCGAUCACACCGGUACGUUAUCUCUCCCUGUCAACCAAUACGAAAGAAUCAUGAAUCUGUCGAGUUGUUAUAACCGUUUGAUAGUUGACGUUGAUGACUCUAUGGCGCCCUUCUCGAUAAGAUGACAAACCCUAUAAUUUUAUAUCAACAAAGAGAUCACAGAGGCGAGUUCGAUGUUGGGAUAUCUCG